Molecule: messenger RNA, 872 nt
Organism: Cucurbita pepo subsp. pepo (vegetable marrow)
Lineage: Eukaryota; Viridiplantae; Streptophyta; Magnoliopsida; Cucurbitales; Cucurbitaceae
Product: NADH dehydrogenase [ubiquinone] iron-sulfur protein 4, mitochondrial-like
Biological process (GO): electron transport chain
Source: RefSeq, a predicted model, not a curated record
UUUUCGUAUUAUUUUAAAGGCGCUCGCAGAUGCAUUUUCGACAAGUUUUGAAGAAAACAACAGCGUAAAUCUCUUCUCCGUCGUGCGAAGUAUAAUCGAGUUGGAACUGUGUUCGUAACGGGGGACGAGCUAGACGGAAAACUAGUUUUCGCGUCCAAUUUUGUUCAUCGACGGAUGGCUAAUCCAUUGCAGCGGAUCUGGAGCAACAGUCGUGCUCUUCGUGGUACUGUGGCUCCUUUCUGCAGGCCAUUUUCUUCUGAUUCCUUGGUUCAAUUGAAGCCCGGCGAGAUCGGCAUGGUCUCUGGAAUUCCAGACGAACACCUUACCAGAAGGGUUGUAAUUUACUCUCCUGCUAGAACUGCAUCCCAGCAAGGAUCAGGCAAGGUUGGCAAGUGGAAAAUCAAUUUUAUGUCAACACAAAAGUGGGAAAACCCAUUGAUGGGGUGGACUUCUACUGGGGACCCUUACGCCAACGUAGGGGAUUCGGCACUGUCUUUUGAUAGUGAGGAAGCUGCAAAGGAAUUUGCUGACAAACAUGGAUGGGAAUAUGUGGUUAAGAAGCACCACACACCACUUUUGAAGGUGAAGGCAUAUGCGGACAAUUUCAAGUGGAAGGGCCAUCCUGAAGCCAAGGAGGCUUAAACCUUAUUCUUCACUCUUUCUCGUCUAGUUGGAGGCGGAACAGACUGGAGGGUUUGUGUAGUUCAUUUCGUUGCUUAUUUUUGAGGAAGUUGGUUAUAAUAAGUGGGAACGGUGGUGUUUACUCACUUGACCUUGUAACUUUUGUUCUCUUUACAUUACCAUUACAGAACAUCGAAUGAAGUUCGUAUGCAUUUAAACCAGUGGUAAUUAACUUGUGGAACCCUUUUGAC